AUGAAGGAAUUACCCAAGCGGGUACAGAUUAACUGCAUUGAUGAAGAGACAAAUGAAGUUAGAUCCAAAUGGCAAACAAUACAAUAUGAUUACUUACCAAAAUAUUGUGUUAAUUGCAAAAUACAAGGACAUAAUAAGAAAGAAUGCUGGAAUUUAUAUCCAGAAUUCAGACCAAAAAAGGAGGACAUAAAGGAAAGGAGUGAAGAGCAACAAGAGAAGAAGAAUAAUAAUGGAAAGGCACCUAUCAAGGAGAAUAACAAUGGUAAUGGAGAAAGAAAGGAAUAUGGGGAGAAAAAACAGACCAAUGGAAAGGAGGAUGGGGAGAAAAAGCAGAAUUUUAACAAGAGCAAACGACAACCAUUCAAAGUUCUUAAAUCUGGAAAGGUUGUUGUAAACAAAAAUGAUCCCAAAAAUGAUCCUAAUUGCUGGAAGGCCAAAGACAAAAAGGAGAUGGAAGGGGGUAAAAAUAAAGGUAUAGAAAGGAAAGAAAAGGAAGUGAACAAUCAAGAGGUGAGUAAACAGAAAACAAAUACAUUUACUUCAACAAACAACAAGUUCAGUACUCUAGUGGACUUGGAGGAAGAUGAACAUAAUGGUGAGGAUGGUCAGGAGUACAAAAAGCAACAAGAAACAAAAGCAAUUAGGGAAUCAGCAAAGCCAUGGGUGGAAGCAUCUUUUGGAAAACAAGGAGGAGGUACUAGUGCCUUUAAACAAUUAAUCGAACAACAAACAAGUAUUGAGAAGGAACAGGAGCAAUGUAAGUCACAACACAAAGUCACAGAAGGGCAUAAGGGCAAUCAAAUGGAGGAGGAAACAAAAUCACAAGAUACAGAGAGAACCAUAAAUGAUGUAUGGGAGGGUGUCAAUGAGGAGAGACAAAAGAGGAGGAUAAGUCAAGAAUCAGCAGUGCAAGAGAUAGAUAAACUAAUAGAAAUUACUGAAACUGAGCAACAAAUAACCACAUAUCAACAGGUGGAAAAAGAAAAACCACCUGAUGAUGUACUGGAUAAGUCUAAUGAAAUAACCAAGGAAGUAAAAGAUACAGAGUCAUCUACACACAACCACAACAAUGAGGGAAGGUCAGAAAAUGCAGAUCAUGGAGAUAAUAAAAUGGGUGCAGAAGAACAGACAGAGCAACAAAGGAAGAAUAUUAUUGAAGAUGGGGAAUUUGGGGAAAAUACAUAUUCUAUAUCUUCAAAUGUGCCUGAAAAUAAGACCAAUGAUGAAGAAAGAAUUGAUGAUAUAGGAGAUGAUGAUGAAGUGGAAAGCACUAGUAUCCCAAUCAGUCCAUCAGAGCAUAAUGCAGGGGAUGUUUCACCAAAACAAAUAACCAAAACAAAGAAAGAAGGGAGACAUCAUAAGCAAAACAGAGAUAAAAGUGUGCCACCUAAGGCAGUAGGUGGCGUACUCACAAGGAAAGCAUAUGCCAAAGGAAGUUUACAAUGA
Lycium barbarum (goji berry) is the source of this 1446-nucleotide messenger RNA. RefSeq lists its product as uncharacterized. The record is from RefSeq and is a predicted model, not a curated record. NCBI's taxonomy places the organism in Eukaryota, Viridiplantae, Streptophyta, Magnoliopsida, Solanales, Solanaceae. The coding region runs from base 1 to 1446 and encodes 481 amino acids. The transcript has a single exon.